UGGGCACUUGUGAGCAUCGUAUCAAUAAGACAUCCGAAGGAUUAUUGAAAGAAAUUAAAAAUGGGUGUGAAUCGAGGAAGAAUACUAUUCCUACUCUAUUGUUCUCUAGUGUUCCUUAUUGGAAUGUCGCUUUACUUCAGCGACAUGUUCACAUUCGUUGUUAGAGUUAAGGAACCAAAAAUUGUUAAGGAACCACCGAAAUUUCGAGAUGCCUCGUACACCAGCCACCAGUUGAAGUCCAUGUUAUCGGAUAAUUUUACCAUAUCCACACCAGGAUGUAAAAUACCCCUCAUAAAGCCGUUCGACCGCGCCAUCAAAGAGUUCAUAAAUAACGAGUCUCUGCCGGUGUGCAAUAACGGAAUACCGCCGCUUUUCGCUUCGAAUUUAACCUCCAUAUAUCUCAUUAAGUCCUCUUUGGAAAAGUACAACAUCACCCAAGUAUAUUCGUUGGAAUGUUGCUAUAGGCCAUUCAAUAGGUUCCAACCAUAUGAAGGUGAUUACGACAAUAACAUUGUUCUGAACAAUUACUGCUACUAUUUCGAUGAAGUUGCGCACAUCCAAGAAGAAUUCGUUAAAGUGAAUUGCUUCUACGAGGAGAAGAAAAUCUACCAAGACACGUUCGCUUUCGUUCCGCUAAAGAAUAAAACGACUCCGGAGGAAAAUCCGGAUAGACUCAACGUUCUCGUGUUCGGUAUCGACAGUAUAUCAAGGAUGAAUUUAUACAGACAGUUGCCGCUUACUUUGGAGUAUCUGAAAGGGCUCGAGAUCGUGGAGUUGCUGGGUUACAACAAAGUAGGCGACAAUACUUUUCCGAAUUUGAUUCCGGUUUUAACCGGCUUGUCCGAAAGCGAGUUGGGCAAAAGUUGCUGGCCGAAUAAUACCGAUUAUUUCGACAAUUGCACGUUCUUAUGGAACUCGUACAAGGAAAAAGGCUUCCUGACCGCUUACGCGGAAGAUUCCUCCUGGAUGGGUCUGUUCAAUUACCAGAGAAUGGGAUUCAUCAAACAACCCACCGAUUACGCUUACAAUUAUUUCAACAGGUACAGCGAAAAAGUCAUCGGCAACUCCAGGCAUCUGAAUGUAAUAUUCUGCGAAGGCGGCAGGCACGUAUACAAGGAUUUCAUAGAUUACACGAUAAAUUUCGCGAAAACCAUGGACGCCAACAAUUUACCCUAUUUCGGAUUCUUCUGGGAGGUGGGAAUAUCCCACGACCUCCUAAACAUGCCGCGUCAGGGCGACGCCGACUUCCUCAGACUCUUCAAAACCCUAGCGGAAGGAAAACAUUUAGACAACACCGCGUUAAUAUUCAUGAGCGACCACGGAAUGAGAUGGGGCAGCAUCAGGGAAACCUACCAAGGCAGAAUGGAGGAACGGCUGCCCUUCCUCAAUCUCCUACUACCGCAAUCGUUUCGCAACAAGUACCCUUCGGCCUACAACAAUUUACUCUUGAACUCGAUGAGAUUGACCACGCCGUUCGAUCUGCACGAAACUCUGAUGGACCUGGCGGAUCCGCCGCAACUCGCAAGGGAUUUGAACAGGCCGCCUAGCAGAGGCAUCAGCUUGUUCAGGCCGAUCGGCGAGACCAGGACGUGCUCGGACGCCGGAAUCGCCGAGCACUGGUGCACCUGCACCCACUUCGUCGACGUCGAUCCCAUGAAGGUGGUGGAGGUGGCGAAGCGAGCCGUCUUCCACAUCAACGGCCAGCUGAAGGGGUACGCGCAGUGCGCGAGAUUGGCGCUGGAUAAAGUCACCGACGCUAAGCUGAUCUGGAAUCCGGCCAUCCAGAAAACGGAGACGUCGACCAAUUAUUUGAUCACGUUCUACACGAUGCCUGGUGGAGGGCUUUUCGAGGCCACCGUCGGGUCGGACGAGAGGCGGGAUAAGUUCGAGGUGAUCGGGAGCGUUAGCAGGUUGAAUUUGUACGCCAAUCAGAGUAAUUGUAUUACCGAUUUUCACUUGAAAUUGUACUGUUAUUGUGUGAGUUUGUUGAGUUAGGGUAUUGCGAUCGGUUGUUUAUUGCAUGGUAAGAUCUCUUUAAUCCUAGGUUCUUACCGUAGGAUUAGACCAUAUUUUUGUUCCUAUUAAUAAUAGUUUAUUUUAUUUAUUUUACUGUAAGUCGAACAAACUAAGCGCUACGAGGAAUUUUAUUGUGACGAAAACACAUUAAGAGCGU
Phyllotreta striolata is the source of this 2173-nucleotide messenger RNA. Lineage: Eukaryota; Metazoa; Arthropoda; Insecta; Coleoptera; Chrysomelidae. The record is from the annotation of a GenBank genome assembly.